This is a messenger RNA of Pyricularia pennisetigena, 2679 nucleotides long. RefSeq lists its product as uncharacterized. The transcript has 4 exons. Gene Ontology annotation, molecular function: zinc ion binding; RNA polymerase II cis-regulatory region sequence-specific DNA binding; DNA-binding transcription factor activity, RNA polymerase II-specific. Bases 1 to 2679 code for a protein of 892 amino acids. NCBI's taxonomy places the organism in Eukaryota, Fungi, Ascomycota, Sordariomycetes, Magnaporthales, Pyriculariaceae. Gene Ontology annotation, biological process: DNA-templated transcription; regulation of transcription by RNA polymerase II. The record is from RefSeq and is a predicted model, not a curated record. Gene Ontology annotation, cellular component: chromatin.
AUGUUGCCCAUACAGUCUAUCGAGGCGCCUACGCCCUCCAAUACUGCAGAUGAAAAUGCAGAGGGUCGGCAGCAGAAACCCAAGACUCUCCCCUGUAAAUAUUGCAGCAAGCGGUUCAGCGAUCUCCUCGUACGCCAUGAGAAGCUUGUGCACCUCAACGAGGGCAGCAAAGACAGCAAUCGCUCUAGAAAACAGUCCUCGGGAAACCUGCAACCGAUGGCAGCGGACAUACGUGGCAACAACGAGGCCCUGAACGUACAGCAUCAAGGACAGCACUCCCAACAGCAACAGCCAUCAAGACCUCCACCACCGCAGUUCACCCCUGAGAGCAUGACAUCUUCAGUAGUCUCUUCUUUACAGACUGAUCCGCGACUGACGUCCAGACCUGGUUGCAAUCUUGAUCUCUUAUCGGAUGCAGCUACACAUCUUGCUUCAGCCAGCGAAGUAAAUCAGAUCCAGCAACAGUCCAUGAUGACUGAUAUGGGGCCCCAGCCUGGAAAUCUUCCACGCGCGAAGCCCUAUGACGACGGCUUGUCAUACCAGGAGCGUCCCCGAGAGCAAGACCAGAGCAUGAUGCAUCCGGGCUUCUCAACACAUCAGCAACCCCCUGCUGCGUCUUUUGAUGACUACAACCUAUUUCUCGACGAUAUGGGUACCUCGUCACAUUUCCUGCCACCAGCACUAGAGUCGGAGCAGUCUUUUGGUCUUUGGAACAGACAUGGGAGUGACUUGCACGUUCGAGGCUCACUGAAACCACCAGGGUCGUUCCCAUCAACGAGGUUCCCAUCGCUUCAACCGGAUGCCCAUGAAGGUUCCAGACUUCAUGAGGAUGGACUAAAGGCGCCGUUUUGGAAAAUUUCCGGUGUUGACUAUAAUGUCAUCAAGAAUCGACUGGACGAGUUUUCAUCGGUUAUUCCCAACGACUUUAUUUUCCCUUCUCGACAUACCCUAAUGAGAUUCCUCGAAGGCUACAAUGGCGGUUUUCACGAGCAUCUCCCCAUUCUUCACACUCCGACUUUGGCGCCGGCUGAGCUAUCUCCCGAGCUUCUACUUGCGAUUCUGGCAGUCGGUGCACAAUAUCGCUUUGAGAGCCAUAGAGGCAAUGCCUUGUGGUAUGCUUCCAAGGCUGUCGCCAUGGAGCAAAUAAGACGACGACAUAGUCAUGAGGUUCAUGGUUUGCUACCCACGCCCGCUGCAUAUAGCCCCCACUCCACGAGACCUUCGCCGAGUUCGGGCUACCGUCACUCGUUCAACUCGGUGCACCACGACAGACCCAUGACCCAGGAGACUCACCGGGAGCCGUACUCGCCAAACACACCCCAGUCUCGGCUUGAGACUAUUCAGGCGCUUAUACUCCUUUUUGCGGUGGGCCUCUGGGGGGCCAAGGCUAUCUUGCAUGAUGCUUUGUCGCUGCAGAGUCAGAUCGCUCUUUUGGUUCGCGAAGAGAGACUUGUUUCAGAGCCAGCACAGGCCGUUGACUGGGAGACUUGGAUUCGAAUCGAAGGUGCUGUACGCACCAAGCUGAUUGCCUAUUGCUUUUUCAACCUUUGCAGCAUCGCCUACAACACACCGCCACUACUUCUCACAUCCGAAGUCAACUUAACUCUUCCAAACUCUUCUCGACUCUGGCGGGCUGAUACCGCCUGGCAGUGGCAGGAGGCUAGGCAGUCAUACCCCAGUCUGGACGUCUCGUUGCAGGAUGGAUUCUCGAGACUGCUUAACCGACCAUCCCAGGGCGCCUUGAGCCACGUGUCUUCUUUAGGAAAUUAUGUCUUGAUACAUGCUUUGAUCCAGCACAUCUACCUCCUAAAGCAAACCUCGUUUGCUAUAGCAUCGCCAUUUGAGGUUCACCGUGGCUUGAAGGUUGAAGAUGUAGAGGAUGUGGCACAAGCGCUACGAGUCUGGCAGAUGGGUUUCGAGCAGCAGAUGCAAUCGAGAAACGCUGCCGAUUCUGCAGCAGCUGGCGGAACAAACCAUCCAUCGCAACAUCAGCAACAAAUAGAUGGCGGCUUUGGUAGUGGGGGCCCGGUUGCAUUCAACUCGACAGCCUUGCUCAGGCUGGCCUACUUCCGGCUCUACUCGGAUCUCAGUCCUUGCCGGACCCUGGAGACACGAGAUCAUCUGUUGGUAGCCAAUGACCUCGCCGAAGCGCCUCUGCCGUCCAGGAAUCCGAGACUACACAGAGCUAUUUACCAGGCCAUCCAUUCUCUCGCCCUUCUGGUCAAAGUCGGGGUCAACUACGUGGCUAGGACCAAGUCGUUGGAGUGGAGCAUGCAACACUCUAUAUGCAACCUCGAAUGCGCCGUUCUUCUCUCCAAGUGGCUUCUGACACUAGCCUCGAUUGGGCCCAACGAGCCGGCACCUUCACAGGAAGAACGCACCAUCCUCGACACAGUGCGAACCAUGGUCAAUGAGACCGAGUUUGCCGUACCGAUCGACCCUUCGCUUGCAUCGUCGGGGUCUUCACAACACACACAUCCGUCGACUACAGACCCGGCGAGGCUUCGGCAGCUUGCUGCCGCCGUCAUCAGACUUUGGGCUGAGACUUUCAAGGGUAGCCACAUAUUUGACAUCGUCAGAGUCAUGGCUCAAGGAUUGGAAGGAUAUGCCGAGCUGAUCGAGAAGCCAAGGGAUCGGACCCCACUGGGUAGGAUGGCACCGGGACAGGCUAUGGCUUGA